AUGAAAAUUGGUGGUGAACGUGGUUUCCACUGCACUUGGGAUGAUUGUGACAAGCAUGUUUUCACUCGCAAAACAGACCUGUGCAGGCAUUCUCGGAUACACACCAACGAGCGACCAUACCAAUGCACCGUCAAAGGUUGCAGUAAAAGUUGUCUCCAGCGGAGUACAUUGAGUGUACAUUUGCGGACGCAUACAGGACAGAUACCUCACGUUCGUGAAUAUGGAGGAUGCCAUAAGGCCUUUUCUGACGCACGCAGAGGACGACCCUUUAUCUGUCAGAAUUCAACAUGCAAGAACAUAUUUCGCCGCAAGGAAACACUGACCAAACACCAACAUCGUUUGCAUCCCCGAAACGUCGUAAUCCCGCUGCCCUCUAAACAGGUGAUUUCCGAUGAGUUGUUUCCGGAGCAAGCCGGAGACGCCAACGAACACCUGUACAUAACGCCGGUGCCCGUGCAAGAUCCAGCCCAGCUUUGUGAUCAGCAAUACUACGUACAACCAGUGCAACAGUGGCAGCGGUAUGAUCCCGUAUGCCAGCGAUAUACACCGCCGGGACCUUUUCUGGCCAGAGGCCUCAUCCGCUGA
Molecule: messenger RNA, 585 nt
Organism: Aspergillus welwitschiae
Lineage: Eukaryota; Fungi; Ascomycota; Eurotiomycetes; Eurotiales; Aspergillaceae
Product: C2H2-type zinc finger protein
Exons: 7
Coding region: 1-585 (194 amino acids)
Biological process (GO): regulation of transcription by RNA polymerase II
Cellular component (GO): nucleus
Molecular function (GO): DNA-binding transcription factor activity, RNA polymerase II-specific; RNA polymerase II cis-regulatory region sequence-specific DNA binding
Source: RefSeq, a predicted model, not a curated record